Oncorhynchus tshawytscha (Chinook salmon) is the source of this 1864-nucleotide messenger RNA. Its product is annotated as zinc finger protein 664. Gene Ontology annotation, molecular function: DNA-binding transcription factor activity, RNA polymerase II-specific; RNA polymerase II cis-regulatory region sequence-specific DNA binding. Bases 390 to 1541 code for a protein of 383 amino acids. NCBI's taxonomy places the organism in Eukaryota, Metazoa, Chordata, Actinopteri, Salmoniformes, Salmonidae. The transcript is spliced from 5 exons. Gene Ontology annotation, biological process: regulation of transcription by RNA polymerase II. The record is from RefSeq and is a predicted model, not a curated record.
AUUGGCCUGGAGUGUAUGUAAAAAAAAGCCUAAACAUUACGACACUUCUAGUCAAUCAAAUAAGCCUCACGUAAUUCGACAAACUCUCAUUCACCUCCAUACAAAAAAAGGGUUUAACUCACGUGGACACAUUUUGGGCGGAGUAAAUCCUCUCGCUUCGCCUCUUCAUCUGAUUACCUUGAAAACAACGGUCGGACAUCUUGGACUCAGUGUCCAAUUCUUGAAUUUAUACCAGUGGUCGAAUCAGUAACUAGUGCUUUGAAAACUUCAUCGGAGUAUCGGCGCUCCGGUAUCACGAGUCCCAUCACGAAGCCUUUAGCUCGACCGAACAAAGUACAUACCAUAACCUAUAUUUUGGUACUUCUUAGCUACUGUAAUUAGCAACAACAAUGAGAAACUGCUGUGCGGUGAAUUGUGCUAAUCGAGCUGGUCAAGGAUGGAGAUUCUUCACUAUACCAAGAGGAUCUCAUCCCUUCCAAAAGAAUAGAAGACGGUUGUGGCUGCAAGCCAUAAAACGGGUGGAUUGGGGCCCUGAUGGUCUGAGGGGUGAUUAUAGCUUGUGUGGAGCUCAUUUCAUCUCUGGAGAACCUUCUAUGGACUACGACAGCCCCGAUUUUGUUCCAUCAAUAUUUCCCCAAGGCAAACAGACAAGAAACUCAAGAAAGACGAGAUGCAGUAAAGCACAGUCUAAUGGCAGUGCUGUUGCCAUGGCAAGUCCAGACACAGAGGUCGAUGUCCUUCCUGACUGUUCUGAAGUGCUGCAUGGUCCUGACUGUUACCAUAGUGACCAAAGCACGCUAGAUCCGAAGCUGGAGGAUGAAAGUCAGACGCUGGACCUGAAUAUCAAAGAAGAAGAUGUGGAUAAUUUUAUGUAUCUAAACUAUUCUGGAGUUCUGAAAGAGGAAACGUGGGAGUGUCCUCAACCUGGGAAAGGGGGUCCUGACUGUAACCAUAGUGACCUAAGCAAGCCAGAUCCAAAGAUGGAGUCAGUCAAGAUGGAGGAUGAACGUCAGACGCUGGAGCUGACUGUUAAAAUCAAAGGAGAAGAAGAGGAGGAAACUUAUGGCACUGAAUGUGGCAAGACCUCCUUGUCAACAAGGAAUCUGCUCAUGUCCACUGGAGAGAAUUCUUACCAUUGCUCUGACUGUGGGAAGAGUUUCAGUCAACAUUCAAACUUAAAACAGCAUCGGAGAACACACACAAGGGAGAAAUCUCAUAGCUGCUCUGACUGUGGAAAGAACUUCAGUCAUAAGGGGAGUUUAGUAUACCACCAGAGAAUACAUACAGGGGAGAAACCGUAUAGCUGCUCUGACUGUGGGAAAUGUUUCAGUCAAAAGGGGAGUUUGUUAUACCACCAGAGAAUACAUACAGGGGAGAAACCGUAUAGCUGCUCUGACUGUGGGAAAAGUUUCAGGCAAAAGGGGAGUAUGGUACAACAUCAGAGAACACAUACAGGGGAGAAAUCCUAUAGCUGCUCUGACUGUGGGAAGAGUUUUACCGCAUCUUCUACUCUAAAGAACCAUCAGCGUAGAACGCACUAGAGAAAAGCCUUACCAUUGCGCGGACUGUGGGAAGAGCUUCAAUCGACAUCAACAUUUCUCACAACAUCAGUGAACAGUGUGUUGGAUGCAUUUGCUGUUUGUUUUGGUUGUUUCAGAUGUUGUGCCCAAUAGAAAUUAAAGGUAAAUAAUGUAUUGUCACUUUUAUUGUAAAUAGAAUAUGUUUCUAAGCACUUCUACAUUAAUAUGGAUGCGACCAUGAUGAGUUGGGCAUAAAUAUCAUGCUAACCUCUGUUAUUGUAAUGGUAAGAGGCUAUGUCAUGGGGUAUGAUAUUUUUUGUGCGUCUAACUUUCUCACAAUUAUU